AUGUUUUUAACUCCCUUCCUUGCUCGCCCAGGUUGCUUUUCCUUAAUGCCCUCGUGCUCUGAAGCUUUUAGACCCAAUUCGGCUGCCGUAGGGCAAGACGGCAAGAUGGCGGCCUCCGCUUUUGUCGGUGCUGUGAGAGCGGCUUCAGGAAUCCUACGGCCCCUGAAUAUUUUGGCAUCUUCAGCCUAUCGAAACUGCUCCAAGAAUACCUGUCUUAGUUCUGCACUGUCAUCCCGACACUUCAGUCAUAUUCAGACACUGGUUGUGUCUUCUGCUCCCAGACUGAUCACGUCUGUCAGAAACCUGACAUGUGGGCAGACUGCCACAGUCCUCAAUAGAGUUGCCCCCUUGCUCCCAAAUGUCCUGAAACCACCAGUCAGAACUGUAACAUACUACAGUUCAAGAAAAGGCAAGAGGAAGACUGUGAAAGCUGUCGUCUAUAGGUUUCUUCGACUUCAUUCUGGCCUGUGGCUAAGGAGGAAGGCUGGUUAUAAGAAAAAAUUAUGGAAAAAGACAGUUGCAAGAAAAAGACGCUUGAGGGAAUUUGUCUUCUGCAAUAAAACCCAGAGUAAGCUCUUAGAUAAAAUGACGACAUCUUUCUGGAAGAGGCGAAACUGGUAUGCUGACGAUCCUUACCAGAAGUACCAUGACCGAACAAACCUGCAAGUAUAGGUCAGAAGUGUACGAUUCCCCAGCUGCUGAAUAUGUAUCUUGGUGUAUAUGAUGUCUUUGUGAAGAUGAUGUAGUAUAUGACAUGAUGUAAAUUGUACCAACUGAUGGAAACGUGCAGUAUCAACAUUAAACUUAUCAACGUU
Messenger RNA from Hippopotamus amphibius kiboko, 815 nucleotides. It is a transcript of the gene MRPL35, whose product is annotated as mitochondrial ribosomal protein L35. Gene Ontology annotation, biological process: translation. Gene Ontology annotation, cellular component: mitochondrion; ribosome. The record is from RefSeq and is a predicted model, not a curated record. Gene Ontology annotation, molecular function: structural constituent of ribosome. NCBI's taxonomy places the organism in Eukaryota, Metazoa, Chordata, Mammalia, Artiodactyla, Hippopotamidae.